Molecule: messenger RNA, 1779 nt
Organism: Fusarium keratoplasticum
Lineage: Eukaryota; Fungi; Ascomycota; Sordariomycetes; Hypocreales; Nectriaceae
Exons: 4
Coding region: 1-1779 (592 amino acids)
Biological process (GO): siderophore transmembrane transport
Molecular function (GO): siderophore-iron transmembrane transporter activity
Source: RefSeq, a predicted model, not a curated record
AUGGCAGUCGAAUCUCAAGUCAACGAUGGCCAGCAGACUCCAGCGGUGGAGGAGUCUGGACCGAGAACGGCCACAGAGGCUAUGCGAAAGCUAUGGACGCCUCGAAAACUCGGUAUCGCUAUUGGAUGCCUCCUGGUCAUGAACUUUUUCAUGAACCUAAACGUGUAUACCCAGAAUGUCUACGAACCAUACGCGACUAGUCAUUUCGAUGGCCAUUCGCUUCUUACCACUGGCUCCAUCGUCAAUGGCAUCGUGCGAAUCGUAUCCUACCCUCUUCUUGCCAAGCUUGCCGACCAUUUCGGCCGCCCCCAAGGCUUCGGAGGAGGUGCUUUAUCGAUGGCCAUAGGCAGUGCCAUGUUUGCGGCCUGCCAGAACGUCGACACCUUCCUUGCUGGAGGAAUCUUUGACUCGUUUGGCGAUACUUGGUGGAACAUUACCCAGCAAAUCUUUGUCGCGGACGUCACCAGCCUGGUAAACCGAGGUCUCCUAUUCACCCUGCCCGAAUCACUCUCGGCCAUUCCUACGCUCUAUGCUGGAACGUACCUCGGCGAGCACAUGCUCCUAUUCUCGUCUUGGAGAUGGGGUUAUGGCAUGUGGGCAAUUAUCCUGCCCGUUACUGCGAUCCCGACUAUCUCUAUGAUGCUCUGGAUGGGUCGCCGGGCCAAGAAUAUCGGCUUGAUCACCGAGAGAUUGUCCCUCCUUCACGGUUCUCCCUCUGGUGCUGUCGGCAAGGUGAAGCAUAUCGCCACCCAGCUUGAUCUCAUCGGUGCUCUUCUCCUGAUCGGCGGUUUGGCCAUGACUCUUCUUCCCAUGACCAUCGCUGGACGCAGAAACACCGACCGAUGGGAAGAGCCAUCCUCCAUCGUCCUCCUUAUCGUCGGUGUCUUGACCUUUGUCGGUUUCCUGGUCUGGGACGGAAAGUUUGCUUCCAAUCCCAUCAUCCCUUAUCGAACCAUCCGAGAACGCAACGUCAUUAUCGCCUGUAUAUCUGUUAUCGUCAUCGCCAUGUCCGACAGCAUCUACAGACCGUUUCUCUCCAGCUUCCUCCAAGUUGCUGGCCAUUACUCCCCGGGAGCUGCUACACGAGUCGAUAACGCCCAGCGUGUGGCGUACAACAUCGGUGCCCUGUUCUCCGGUCUUUGCCUCAAGUACGUCAAGCACACCAAGCCUUUCAUCAUGCUUGGUGUUGUUUUGAUCAUCCUUGCUUCUGGCCUGCCCAUCUAUCUCACCAACAUCUCGGGAACGCAUAUCGCCAAUGAGCCAACCUUUAUCGUUUCCAAGACGCUACUUGGAGUUGGUCGUGGUCUUGCUCAGGUCUCAUUGCAAGUUUCUCUGCAAGCCGUUCUCGCGAAUGAGCAGAUCGCCGUCGCUACCGCUGUCUACCUCUCUUCUCUAGGCUUUGGCUCCAACCUCGGUGUUACCAUCAGCGGUGCCAUCUGGAACUCCCUUCUUCCCCGGAAGCUCAACGCCAACUUUGGUGAAGAAGUCGGCAGAAAGAUCUUUGGAUCCAUUGUCGUUGCUCAAAAGUAUGAAGUCGGCAGUCCCGAACGAAACGCCAUUGACAAGUGCUACCGCCAAACACAGCAGACAUUGGCUAUCGGAUCCGUCUCUGUGUCUGCACUCCUCCUCCUCCUUGCUUUCCUGGUGCAGAACGUCAAGCUUGGAGAUGAAGAUACCAAGAGAGCGGCACAGGCAGACGAGGAGCUUGCAUGGGCCAUUAAGCAAAAGGAGGCGCAGGAGGAAGAACCCGUUGAGAUGGAGAGGCAGCAGCGACAGUAG